Sphaeroforma arctica JP610 is the source of this 312-nucleotide messenger RNA. RefSeq lists its product as hypothetical. The annotation marks the transcript as partial. NCBI's taxonomy places the organism in Eukaryota, Ichthyosporea, Ichthyophonida. The record is from RefSeq and is a predicted model, not a curated record. The transcript has a single exon.
AGUUUCGGUACAAGUCUAGCCACAGCCAUAGGUGGAUCCAUGGUGGGCGUCUUCGGCAUACAGACCGUGGUGCCGUGUGACUUCGACAACCUCGCGUUGAUGGUGUUGUGCUUGAAUGUGUUGCUGCCACUGUGCAGCAUCCCCUUCACCUUCUUGCUCAUCCCCAACCUGCGCAUGACGGACAGCUUUGAAGAGCACCUUAAGAACAAGCAGAAGACAGAGACUGACGAUAUCAGCACCGUCAGCAUGUCAGAAAGCGUGCUGUCUGCGGCGGAUAUAGAUGAGUCUAAGGCCAACUUGACCAAAGGCUAG